AUGGUGCCAUUUGGUGCAAGGUUCCCCUAUCUGCUGGGCCGUGAAGAAGAAAGCAAGAGUGGCCUUCGCACAGCAGUGGUGAUGGCAUUUCCUCGUCCUCGCACUAGCCUAUCGGUGCGUAUCGAUCUUGCUAAAGCUCCGGCAACCAGGUGGGCAAUCUGCCUGACCUUCCUGAUGCGUGUGGAUAAUGUGCGACAAGACGUCUGGCGGGCGGCCAAACUUCAGGCUACCAUGGCGCAACAACCACAAGGCGGAGCAUCCAUGCCAUCAGCGACGCCGUGGGGCCAGUCUAGCCCGCCCUGCGUCGCUGCAUGGAACACAUGGACAUGA
This is a messenger RNA of Bipolaris maydis ATCC 48331, 330 nucleotides long. Lineage: Eukaryota; Fungi; Ascomycota; Dothideomycetes; Pleosporales; Pleosporaceae. The record is from RefSeq and is a predicted model, not a curated record.